Molecule: messenger RNA, 712 nt
Organism: Myzus persicae (green peach aphid)
Lineage: Eukaryota; Metazoa; Arthropoda; Insecta; Hemiptera; Aphididae
Gene: RpL18A
Product: 60S ribosomal protein L18a
Exons: 4
Coding region: 119-655 (178 amino acids)
Biological process (GO): translation
Cellular component (GO): ribosome; cytosolic large ribosomal subunit
Molecular function (GO): structural constituent of ribosome
Source: RefSeq, a predicted model, not a curated record
CAUUAAAAAAUUAUUCGAUCUGCUUUGGGGUUAUGUUUGGUGCUCUCUCAUUUCUCUUAAAAUUUUUUCUCUAGUUACAUUUUCCUCAUUUGAUUUUUAGGAAGAGAUCAAAUUCAAAAUGAAAGCCAAAGGAGAUUUGAAAGAAUAUGAGGUCAUCGGACGCAAGUUGCCGACCGAAAAGGAGAAGACUACACCUUUAUAUAAGAUGAGGAUUUUCGCUCCAGAUCGCAUUGUUGCCAAAUCUAGAUUUUGGUAUUUCUUAAGACAACUUAAGAAGUUCAAAAAAAGCACAGGAGAAAUUGUGUCAUUGAAACAAGUUACCGAUAAAUCUCCAACCAAAAUUAAGAACUUUGGAGUGUGGUUACGUUACGAUUCAAGAUCAGGCACACACAACAUGUACCGUGAAUACAGAGACACCACUGUAGCUAGUGCUGUCACUAAAUGCUACAGAGAUAUGGGUGCUAGACAUAGAGCCAGGGCUCAUGCUAUCCAGAUCAUUAAAGUGGAAGUUGUGAAGGCUAAGAACACCAGAAGACCACAUGUGAAACAAUUCCACGACAGUGAUAUUCGUUUCCCUCUACCUCACCGUGUUGAAGGAAAACGUCGUCGUUAUAACACAUUCUCUAUCCGACGCCCAACAACCAGUUUCUUGUAAAAUGGAUAUUAUAUUUGAUUUUUCUGAAUAAAAAAGGAUUCAAUUUAAUAUUUUUAA